Durusdinium trenchii is the source of this 1583-nucleotide messenger RNA. The record is from the annotation of a GenBank genome assembly. NCBI's taxonomy places the organism in Eukaryota, Dinophyceae, Suessiales, Symbiodiniaceae.
AGGCUCUUCCUCAAGCGCCAUGGGCUCCGCAAUCGUGCGACGCCCCGAUGGCUCAGAGACGGCGCAGAUAUUGCGUUUCGAUUGGGAGAAAGGAUCUUGGGUGAAGGACACCAUCGAUAUCCCUGCCAAAAGCGGAGACCCCGCUGCUCUGUCAGAAGGAUUGAAGGUCCUUAUCGGCGCAGGCAUGGGCCGCAGCGCUGCUCAGAGAUCGACAGAAAGCCAAACUCUGAGUCAAGAGGUGGGUCAGACCCUUGGCGCCGAUUUGCUGCGUUCUUUGCGCAAGGACGGCGAGGAUGAGGAAGCUUGGGCGAUGCGGAUCGAAGCACCAGAAUUUCGACCUGGAGCCAGGUUCUAUUGGUCCACACCAGCUGCUCCGUCCGAUGCCCAUCUCUUGAGCGCAGAGACCUCUGCCGGGGCUGCGUCCGAUGACACUGAGUCCUUGGAGGUUCCUGCGACUGCUGGAGAACCAGAUCCCAACGAGCCAGGAAGUCUUUUCAAUGGCUCUCCUCAAGCCAAAUGUGUACAGUCUCAUUGGCAAGAUGAGAAUUUGAGUUCACCAGCGGCAUGGCUUUCUAAAGCACCAUCGUUGGAAGAACUGCCGGACACUAUGCUUUGGAAAAAGGAUGAAGGAAAGGCUGAAUCGGCAAAGGAAUCGGCAUCUGUUGCCUCCCCAGUUUCACUUGAGCGUGACCAAGAUGAAGUGACGUGUCGCAUCUCUGGAGACGACACGCACAACAAGUUGCACGACACGUCACCUGAAGCGGAAGCGAGAAGUGAAGCGAGAAGUGGCGACCGGGGCCCAAGUGACGAGUCCAGUGAGCCGGAGGAGAAAGGUCUUUUGAAGGACAACUCUCCACAGGCGAAACAUGUACAGAUUCUGAAAAGUAUGCCGCUUCGACCGAGCGAGGGCAAUCGCGAAGAGCUCACUGCAGAGUGCACAACUGCCGCAACUGUGGCGAAGUCCGAAGAACCACGGCGGCCAUUUGCAAACAAGGUCACAAAGCGACCGUCCACGGUGCCAAAGAGAUGCCCGUCCAAAAGUGAGGAGCCGAACAAGGAGAACGAGAAAAAGACACCCAGGCCUUUCCCUCAAAGAGCCCAAGUCCACCAGGUCUUCAACAUGUUUGAUGAGAGGGAAGCUGAAGCAGCAUCGCAUGUCGAUGCGUCACCACAUGUUCUGGAAGUGUGGAAGCUGAAACCAGAGGAACCAGAGGAAACUCUACCACAGGGCGAGCCUCUACCGCAGGGACAGUGUGGCGUGAUGUGAGGGAGCUGCUUUAGGCCAGAAGCAAGCUGAGAAAUGCUCAGCAGCUGACGGCACAGCUGACCUUGAAACCCUGACACAAAGGAUCGGAAUCACCCUGCAGGAGGAUUCGGCAUUGGUUUGCGGUUUCAAUGGUCAAAUAACGUAUGUCAUUUCAAUCGCAGUUUCAUACUGCUCCCUUUGGAGACAAAGGCUUUACAUGGGCCUUUGGUGUCGCAACUCUUAGUUAGCUCAACUGGCAGCCUGUGAUUGCCGUUGACCGAUCUAGUCAACUAGUCGAAUGAUCCUCUCUCUGGAGUCAGCUCCAAUCAAUAAAUUC